Messenger RNA from Myodes glareolus (Bank vole), 1188 nucleotides. RefSeq names its product SPO11 initiator of meiotic double strand breaks (gene Spo11). Gene Ontology annotation, biological process: meiotic DNA double-strand break processing; meiotic DNA double-strand break formation; reciprocal meiotic recombination. The record is from RefSeq and is a predicted model, not a curated record. Gene Ontology annotation, molecular function: ATP binding; DNA topoisomerase type II (double strand cut, ATP-hydrolyzing) activity; DNA binding. Lineage: Eukaryota; Metazoa; Chordata; Mammalia; Rodentia; Cricetidae. Gene Ontology annotation, cellular component: nuclear chromosome.
AUGACGUUCGUGCCCACGGGGCCUGAGGCCUCGUUCUUCGACGCCCUGGAUAGGCACCGGGCUUCCUUGCUGGCCAUGGUGAAGCAAGGCGCAGGGAAGACCCCUGCCGGGGUGACCCGCGUGGUUUCUAGUUCUGAGGUUCUUACAUCUAUAGAAAAUAUUAUUCAAGACAUAAUCAAAAGCUUGGCAAGAAAUGAAGUGCCUGCCUUCACAAUAGACAACAGAUCAAGCUGGGAAAACAUAAUGUUUGAAGAUUCUAUUGGCCUUCAGAUGAUACCUCAGUGUACCACCAGAAAAAUCAAAAGCGAUUCACCAAAAUCAGUUAAAAAGUUUGCUCUAAUUCUGAAAAUAUUGUCCAUGAUUUAUAAAUUAGUACAGAGCAACACUUAUGCAACCAAGAGAGACAUAUACUACACUGACAGCCAGCUCUUUGGGAACCAAGCUGCAGUGGACAACAUUAUAGAUGACAUUUCCUGUAUGCUGAAAGUGCCCCGGAGGAGCCUGCAUGUGUUAUCUACAUCCAAGGGAUUGAUUGCUGGCAACUUGAGAUACAUGGAGGAAGACGGCACCCGAGUGCAGUGCACCUGCAGUGCCACGGCUACUGCUGUGCCAUCUAACAUCCAAGGGAUCCGGAAUCUGAUGACAGAUGCGAAGUUUCUGUUAAUAGUAGAGAAGGAUGCGACAUUUCAACGGCUCCUGGACGACAACUUCUGCAGCAGAUCCCCAUGCAUCAUGGUCACGGGAAAGGGCAUUCCAGAUCUGAACACAAGGCUCCUGGUGAAGAAGCUGUGGGACACAUUUCAUCUUCCUGUUUUCACACUGGUAGAUGCCGAUCCCCAUGGCAUCGAGAUAAUGUGCAUCUACAAGUACGGGUCCAUGUCCAUGUCCUUCGAAGCCCACAGUCUUACCGUCCCAGCUAUCAGAUGGCUUGGUCUCCUUCCUUCUGAUAUUAAAAGGUUAAAUAUACCGAAGGAUAGUUUGAUUCCACUGACAAAGCAUGACCAGAUGAAACUGGACAGUAUCCUGAGGAGGCCUUAUAUCAGCUGUCAGCCCUUCUGGAGAAAAGAGAUGGAGAUGAUGGCAGAAUCUAAGAUGAAAGCAGAGAUCCAAGCCUUGACCUUCCUGUCGUCAGACUAUCUUUCCAGAGUGUACUUACCCAACAAGCUGAGGUUUGGAGGAUGGACAUAA